CCGGGUGGUGGAGCUGUCAGCGGCGGAUCCUCGACACGAAAAGAACCAAAGAAGAAAAAGAUGAAGAAUAAAGUUAGCAGCGCUCAAGCAGCAGAGUCUGGUCUGCAGGCGGCGCUCCACCAGUCUGUCUUCCUGUCGGCCAUGUCGCCACAGCCCGGCCGCGACCUGUCUCUCUGCUGGGAGCAACACCGCAAGCUGCUGCCAGGGGUCACUAGAGUCCACGCCGAGUCCGUGCAGCACUGGAGCGUCCAGCAGGUGUCAGAUUUCAUUCAGUCCAUCCCCGGUUGUGAAAACCAGGUGAAGCAGUUCAGAGAUGAGCAAAUUGAUGGGCGGGCCUUCCUCCUGCUCACUCAGCGUGACAUCGUGAGGAUCAUGUCAAUCAAACUUGGUCCCGCGCUCAAGAUUUACAACUCAAUCCUCAUGUUCAAACACAUCACCAGCCAAUCACACGCUGAGGUCACCAGCCAAUCACAGGCUGAGGUCACCAGCCAAUCACACGCUGAGGUCACCAGCCAAUCACACGCUGAGGUCACCAGCCAAUCACACGCUGAGGUCACCAGCCAAUCACAGGCUGAGGACACCUGCAGGUAACAAUGAUGACUCAAACUGGACCACCUGGAACUUGACUCCAGCACCUCCUCCUCCACUUCAUUUUCCAUCCAAUCAUAAAGCAGAUAUAACUGUGAUGUCACAAGAAUGAUCUCAGGUGUGCUCCUGUCAAUUAUGACAUUCACGGUCUUAUUGCAGGAGUCCUGUAUAUGACUAGAACUAGUGUGCAUAUAUAUAUAUAUAUAAUUGAAUAACGAGGUAAGAGGAUGUUUCUUUAAGUACAAACAGGGUUUGUCUUUAGCUCUUUACAUGUGAGGAUAAACGCAGCAGAAGCUCGUGUGAGUUCUUCCUGGUCUGUGACCUGGAGAUGUUCUGCUGAGCGAGUUCGGACCAGAAUGCAUCACUUCAAGCCUUGUAUGGAAAGUUGUGGGGGGUGUCGUUACUUUUCAUUAAUAAAGAGAAGUGAUUGUUUUCUACUGUUUCUAUAGAGUUCUAUUUUAAAGUUUAUUUAUAAAAAUAUAUAUUUGUAUCUCUGACAGGAAGUUCACUCUGACUUCUUCAGGUCUGUGAUGUAAGAGCUGGGGGCAGGGCAUAUGUUUGCCUUACGUUUCCAUGGUAACAACUGACUGUUAUGUUUCUAUCAAUUUUCUCUUUGCUGUUUCUGUCACUGUUUGAUGAGAUCAAUAAAGUUUCUGAUCUGAUCAUU
Limanda limanda (common dab) is the source of this 1255-nucleotide messenger RNA. Its product is annotated as lethal(3)malignant brain tumor-like protein 1. The record is from RefSeq and is a predicted model, not a curated record. Gene Ontology annotation, molecular function: protein binding. Lineage: Eukaryota; Metazoa; Chordata; Actinopteri; Pleuronectiformes; Pleuronectidae. Bases 61 to 591 code for a protein of 176 amino acids. The transcript is spliced from 5 exons.